CGUAUCCAACGCACUUACACAUCGCAAUCAUCGUUGUAACGCUACCGGCUGCCCACACUUGCGCAUCGGCCUUCCUUCGACACCGCUGCCCGCCCGGCAGCAUAAUCUCCCACCCCGUAAACACCAAUACCCCACACACAUAAACUCGUCCGCCAAACAAUGUCCGGCAAAACCUCUGGCUCCGACGCCAAAUCGCGCGAUCACCACGAUGGCAGCGCAGGCCGAGCCUUUACCGUGGAGCAGAAAGCCGCCGUAAUACGCAUCAAAUCGUGUGCGCCAACCGCCUACUACAAGAUCCUCGGCCUCGAAGAAGUCAAAGCUACCUGUUCAGACUCGGAUAUCAAAAAGGCAUACCGCAAGCUCUCGCUGCUUACGCAUCCGGACAAGAAUGGGUACGAUGGCGCGGAUGAUGCGUUCAAGCUGGUCAGCAAGGCGUUCCAGGUGUUGAGUGAUCCGGAUAAGAAGAAGAAGUAUGAUCAAUUUGGUGGGGACCCUGAUGCGAGGUUCGAUCCUAGAGCGCAUGCUAGUGCGAAUGGUGGAGGUGGUGCGAGUCCAUUCGGAAAUGGGUUCGCGAGAAGAGGAGGGUUUGAGGAGGAAAUGACUCCCGAAGAGUUGUUUAGACAGUUCUUUGGCGGUGCGUUCGGAGGGCCUUUUGGCGGCAUGGACACAGGACCAGGCUUUGUCUUCAACCUAGGCGGCGGCCCCGGCGUACGCGUUCACCAAUUCGGCGGCGGCCGACCACGCAGACGUCCCGGCACCGCUGUACCCCCCGGUUCCGAAGGCCAACAAAACGUCUCCUCAGCCUUUGCGAACCUCCUCCCUCUCCUCUUCCUCUUCGUCCUACCCCUCCUCUCCUCUCUCUUCUCCGGCUCAAGUAGCACAUCCGCAGGCCCCAGCUUCGUCUUUGAAACCCCCCGCUCCCCCAACACACUGAAGCGCGUAUCUACGCGGAUAAAGAUCGACUACUUUGUCGACCCCAAGGACGUUCACGAUUACACACCGAAGAAGUGGCGGAAAUUGGAUGAGCAGGCUGAGAAUCAGUACGUUCAUAUUACCAACACGCGGUGUCAGAACGAGCGGGUCAAGCAGAGGAGAGCGAUGGAGGAAGCACAGGGUUGGUUCAGUGUGGACCAAGAAGCUAUGAACAAGGCGCGGAACAUGGAGUUGAAGAAUUGUAAUAAGCUUAGGAAGUUAGGGCUGGAGGUGUACUAAGCCAGGAACUUUGGUACAUUUGAUAUGGGUAGACUUGUUUGUAGUUUUGGCUGUACGUACAGUAUCUUCUUGCUGGUGGAUGGUCGGCUUGAACGGUCUUUUGAGGGAGUUGCCUUGGGGACACGAUUAGUCUUAGAUGCACGCAUGGCGUAUAGAGGCGUUUGGUAGCAUCAACCGCGC
Molecule: messenger RNA, 1392 nt
Organism: Alternaria alternata
Lineage: Eukaryota; Fungi; Ascomycota; Dothideomycetes; Pleosporales; Pleosporaceae
Product: DUF1977-domain-containing protein
Exons: 2
Coding region: 160-1212 (350 amino acids)
Biological process (GO): cellular response to misfolded protein
Cellular component (GO): endoplasmic reticulum membrane
Molecular function (GO): Hsp70 protein binding
Source: RefSeq, a predicted model, not a curated record